AUGGCUGAAGCACCUGUUGCUAUUCCCCCGGACGUUUUGGAAGCCGCUAGGCCGGCUGCGGCUGCCGCUACUGAAGCUCCUAUUGCUGGCGAUAAUCCUGCGCCACCCGCUGAAGAGGUAAGCUGGUUUCUUUCGUUUCUUAGCGUUGUUCCUGCUCCCUCCGUAGUUCGCUCAUUUUUCGUAGAGCUGUAGUUUAGUCUAGGUUGUUUUGGUGUGUCUCUUGAAUGUUUCUCGCUCUGCAAUCUUCGGCAUGUGUUUCCCCUUGGGUUAGCUUCAAGUUCAUAACAUGUUUUGGUCUGCAAGACAGCUCUCUUAGCGUGUGUCGCCUUUUGAGUUAGCUUUCAGCUAGGGCGUGUGUCGCCUUUAGGUUAGGUUUUAUGGCGUGUGUCACCCUGAAGUUAGUUUCAUGGCGAAUGUCGCCUUUUCAAGUUGGUUUCAUGGCGUGUGUCGCCCUCAGGUUAGUUUUCACGGCGUUUUGUCAAGUUUGUUCUACGGCAUGUAGUCCGAAGUUUAUUUUCAUGGCAUUUGUCGCCUUGUUUCUUACGCCGUGUGUCACCUCUCAAGUUAGUUUCAUGGCGUAUGUCGCCUUUCAAGUUGGUUUCAUGGCGUGUGUCGCCCUCAAGUUAGUUUCCACAGCAUUUUGUCAAGUUUGUUUUACGGCGUGUAGUCUGAAAUUUAUUUUCAUGGCAUACGUUGCCUUAUUUUUUACGGCGUUUGUCGCCUCUCAAAUUAGUUUCAUGGCGUGUGUCGCCCUCAAGUUAGUUUUUGCGGCGUUUUGUACUAAAGUUUGUUUUCAAGGUGUGUAGUCUAAGAUUUAUUUUCUUGGCAUAUGUCGCCUUGGUUCUUAUGGCGUGUGUCGCUUUUCAAGUUGCUUCUCACGGUACGUGUCAUCUUCAAACAAUUUAGUUUUCUUGGCGUAUCCCGUUUUUAAGUCAGUUUUUGUGGCGUGUGUGGGCCUGCCUGUUAGUCCUCUCGUUAUCUUUAGUUUUUUCAUGUUUGCUCCGUGUCGUCGGUCGCCGUCUUACGCCGGUCUUAUUUUUAAAGUGUGGCCUUUUUAGGUUAGUAUUCAUGGCGAGUUGCUUUUAUGGGUGUCUUCGCUGUUAGCGUGUCAUUCUGUUCCUUUUUCUGUUUAUAUCUCAUUUUCAUACUCCAUCGAGCGUGUUUUUUCUGCAUCCCUCCUAUAUCAUGUUCUGGAAUCUACCGCUUUGAAAGUUUGUUUACGCUCAUAUUUUAUCUCUCUCAACGGGUUACAGUCAGAGAGAUUUUCCUCUCUGUUUUUCUUCGUUUAUCUUUGUAUUGUAGUACGCUUUGCUCUUAAGCAUGUUAAGGCGUGGCUCAAUUUUUGGUCUCGACCCCCCGCGAAGAUAAACUUGUUUUUCUUCUACGACCACGCAUUUUAGUUCUACAAGUUGCAAAAAACCUUCGAGAAACCUUCUUUCGAGGCUUUGAAUCACGUUAACGUGACGUGAUAAUGAUAUUCAAAAGAAUUUCAAAAUGGAGUAGGAAUGGUUGAUUACAACUAAGUUUAAACCAUGUGUAAAUGUUUGUUUUACCGUACGAAUUUUUUCUGGGGCCGGAACAGGAGAAUUUUAAUUUCUUUAAAACAUAUUAACAGGUGAAUAGCGUCACGUGACCUAUUUUGCUUUAUUACUAAUUAAAUUAACACGGGAGUCAACCAUUCCAGCCAGAUUCAAGCGAGAAAUGAUGAUACAAUAGCAAAAAUACUGUAUUUAAUAUAUACUAUGUGGCAUUUCGCUACGCCGAUUUUAGUUUCCUUUUCUUUCCUGGACUCGACAGUAAGUGGUCACGUUACACAGAUAUCUAUUUCUUACGUUACCUAAAAAUUAAUGUUACCCGUUUUUUCCGAGGUUGCUAAAUUUUGGAAGGUUCUGAUAAAUUUUCAAAAAGUUAUCACCCUUACAGGAUUUUAUGUAAAUUAGCCUCAGGCCAUGCCUUAAUAUGCUUGAGUUGUUGUUUUCUACUAUAGUUUCUUUUGAAGCGCCAAUCGUUUGCAUUCGCACAACUGCACGUUUCAUAAUUUUAUGAUCAAGUUUCUUGUGGUUGGUUGUAUUGUUCGCCAGUCUUAAUUUUAUUUUAAAACUCUUUCGUUAGGCUGAGAUGACCGUUAGAGAACUCCAAAAUGAGCUACUGGAACUUAAAAGGUCCUCUGCCUCUAAUACUGUUGCGGCGGCUCUCUUGUCACUACAGCAGGAACUCGCAAAGCCGCCGCCGGUGUUUGAUCCUUAUAGAGCUCUGGCAGGACUCAAGUCUUUGGUGGAUUUAGCUCGGGACAAAGCGGAUGCCAGAACCAAA
Messenger RNA from Porites lobata, 2313 nucleotides. The record is from the annotation of a GenBank genome assembly. NCBI's taxonomy places the organism in Eukaryota, Metazoa, Cnidaria, Anthozoa, Scleractinia, Poritidae.